This is a messenger RNA of Mangifera indica (mango), 1771 nucleotides long. RefSeq names its product dol-P-Man:Man(5)GlcNAc(2)-PP-Dol alpha-1,3-mannosyltransferase. The record is from RefSeq and is a predicted model, not a curated record. The coding region runs from base 302 to 1567 and encodes 421 amino acids. Lineage: Eukaryota; Viridiplantae; Streptophyta; Magnoliopsida; Sapindales; Anacardiaceae. Gene Ontology annotation, molecular function: dol-P-Man:Man(5)GlcNAc(2)-PP-Dol alpha-1,3-mannosyltransferase activity. Gene Ontology annotation, cellular component: endoplasmic reticulum. The transcript is spliced from 13 exons.
UUGUCCCCACCUUUCUGCUCGCCAGUGGUCCAGCCGCUGCGUUGCUUGGGCUGUCACCAGGCAUUUUCUUCUUGGGCCUGCGAUGACACACCUUAGUGAUUAGGCCUCCAUCAUCGACCAACUGGAAGCUGUUCGGGUCACUUAACCGACCGAAACUGCAGACUGUUUGGGUCGAGGGAGAAUUUUGAUUCUUACCCAUUAUUCAAAGAUUGAAGUCACCGUUUCAAGAGUGUUUCCAAGUAGUAUUUUUGCCGUAGCACGAUAGAAAUCAAAAUCAACAAAGAGCAUAGCGGCGGUAUCAAUGUCUCGGGUAAAACAUGAUGCGUCGACUCUCAAAAUUUUCAGAAAUCCAAAAAUCGCAUUCGCUUUUGGUUUAAUAUUCGCGGAUGCCCUUCUUGUGGCUCUUAUUAUCGCCCAUGUUCCAUAUACCAAGAUCGACUGGGAUGCUUACAUGGCACAGGUAAAUGGGUUUCUUGGAGGAGAGAGGGAUUACAAUAACUUGAAAGGUGACACCGGGCCUUUGGUAUACCCAGCUGGGUUUCUAUAUGUUUAUUCUGCUAUAAAGCAUAUCACUGGGGGGGAGGUCUAUUCAGCUCAGAUUCUUUUUGGCAUUUUAUAUAUUAUAAACCUGGCAAUUAUCUUAUUCAUAUACGUGAAGACCAAUGUGCUACCAUGGUGGGCUCUUAGCUUGCUUUGUCUAUCCAAAAGAGUACACUCAAUCUUUGUGCUUCGGCUUUUUAAUGACUGCUUUGCCAUGACACUCCUCCAUUCUUCAAUAGCCUUACUUCUUUAUCAGAAGUGGAAUUUGGGCUUGAUUGUUUUCAGUGCAGCCGUCUCAAUAAAGAUGAAUGUGCUCCUCUAUGCUCCACCCUUGUUACUCCUUUUGUUAAAGGCUAUGAGUGUCAGUGGUGUGAUUUCAGCUUUAGCUGGGGCAGCACUUGUGCAGAUCCUUUUGGGGCUGCCUUUUAUAGCAUCACAUCCAAUUGCAUAUAUAUCAAGAUCCUUUAAUCUCGGGCGUGUUUUCAUCCACUUCUGGUCUGUAAACUUCAAAUUCAUUCCAGAACAAAUUUUUGUGUCAAAGGGAUUUGCAGUUUCUUUGCUGACGGCACAUCUUGCAUUAAUUGUAGCUUUUGCUCAUUGUAGGUGGUGCAAGCAUGAACAAGGACUUCUCAAUUUUUUGCACUCCAAGUAUGUUUCUCUAAAGCCAAAAUUUGCUCUUUCAAGCUCUAAGAGUUCAUCAUUUAGGAUUCUGAAGAAAGAAUAUAUUGUAACGACUAUGUUUGUUGGGAACUUUAUUGGCAUAGUGUGCGCUCGCUCAUUGCAUUAUCAGUUCUACUCGUGGUAUUUCUACAGCUUGCCGUACCUAUUGUGGAAAACAUCGUUUAAUACGUUGCUUCGUUUGAUAUUGUUUAUAGGAGUGGAAUUAUGCUGGAAUGUCUAUCCUUCAAGCAUUUAUUCAUCUUUCCUUCUUUUGUGUCUACACUUAAUUAUACUGUGGGGAUUAUGGUCUGCUCCUGCCGAGUAUCCUUAUGCAGACGACAAGCCUGCAACUAGAAAGAACAAAUAAACUUGCAAGGGCUGAUAUUCCUCUCCCUACUAAUUUGAUUUUUUUUAAUGUCAUUGAGAGAAUUAUACAGAAUAGUUAUCGAAGGAUAAGAAAUAAUUACUAACUUUCCUUAUUUUGUGUUAGUUUUAAAAUUUUAUUGUUACUGUUGUAAGUCAUACCAUAAACUAUAUAAAGGCUAAUCUGAACUACUCUACACUUGCUUGA